Molecule: messenger RNA, 1138 nt
Organism: Boleophthalmus pectinirostris (great blue-spotted mudskipper)
Lineage: Eukaryota; Metazoa; Chordata; Actinopteri; Gobiiformes; Gobiidae
Gene: thoc3
Product: THO complex 3
Exons: 6
Coding region: 12-980 (322 amino acids)
Biological process (GO): mRNA export from nucleus
Cellular component (GO): THO complex part of transcription export complex
Molecular function (GO): protein binding
Source: RefSeq, a predicted model, not a curated record
AGAAAUCCAACAUGGCGUCGCAGUAUUUUCAGACGAUGCAGGAAAGCUUCAAAAAUAACAAUAAAAGUCGUGAAUUUCAGGCCCAUUCUGCCAAAGUGCACUCUGUGGCGUGGAGCUGUGACGGGAGGAGACUGGCCUCAGGCUCCUUCGAUAAAACCGCUUCUGUUUUUGUCCUGGAAAAGGAUCGAUUGGUGAAAGAGAAUAAUUACCGUGGGCAUGGAGACAGCGUGGAUCAGCUCUGUUGGCAUCCCACAAAUCCAGAUCUGUUCGUCACAGCGUCAGGCGACAAAACUGUGAGAAUCUGGGACGUCCGCACCACAAAAUGCAUCGCCACAGUCAACACUAAAGGAGAGAAUAUAAAUAUUUGCUGGAGCCCUGACGGUCAGACAAUCGCCGUGGGAAACAAAGACGAUGUUGUGACUUUUAUCGAUGCCAAAACUCAGCGCUCCAAAGCAGAAGAGCAGUUUAAGUUCGAGGUGAACGAGAUUUCGUGGAACAAUGACAAUGACAUGUUUUUCCUCACCAACGGCAACGGCUGCAUCAAUAUCCUCAGUUAUCCGGAGCUGAAGCCGAUUCAGUCCAUAAACGCUCACCCCUCAAACUGCAUCUGUAUAAAGUUUGACCCGACUGGACGAUACUUCGCCAUCGGCAGCGCAGACGCUCUGGUCAGUCUGUGGGACGUGGAUGAACUCGUCUGUGUGCGCUGCUUAUCCAGACUAGACUGGCCUGCGAGGACUCUCAGUUUCAGUCAUGAUGGAAAGAUGUUGGCCUCCGCUUCAGAGGAUCAUUUCAUCGACAUCGCAGACGUGGAAACAGGAGAGCGGUUAUGGGAGAUUCAGUGUGACUCUCCCACCUUCACUGUGGCCUGGCACCCGAAGCGCCCCCUUCUGGCUUAUGCCUGCGAUGACAAGGACGGAAAAUACGACAACAACCGCGAGGCCGGGACCGUCAAACUGUUCGGGCUGCCCAACGACUCAUAAAAAACACAAACCUCCACCAGUGUGUAAAAUACAAGUGUUAAAUACGCAGUAACAUUGUCUCACCAACAGAGGACAUGCACACAUACCUUGUUGUAAUAUAUUGUUUUUUUAAUCUGUAAAAUAUCUUGUUUUGAUAAUAAACUUUACAUGUUUCUGUA